UAAGUCGCCCCGAGUAGCACUUCUUGCUCCAGGAAGCAUCUUGGUGUGAGUCGAGGGUGAAGAUGGCGGCGGUGGGAACAGUGCGGUCGCUGAGGAUCCUGAGACUUUUGCCUCAGAUUGCGUCCCGCCGCUUUAAGCCAUGUCCAAGACGCCAGGUGGACCAGGCUGUCCCCCCUCACCCCUCACACUGUGUGUCUCAGCAGUGGAGAGCCUUCAGAGCGAGCUGUGUGGCUUCUGGACAAGUUCUUCAGUUCAAACUCUCAGACAUAGGAGAGGGCAUCAUGGAGGUGACCGUGAAAGAGUGGUAUGUGAAGGAGGGGGACAAGGUGGCGCAGUUCGACAGCAUCUGUGAGGUCCAAAGCGACAAAGCAUCGGUCACGAUUACAAGCCGUUACGAUGGAAUCAUACGUAAGCUGUACUACGACGUGGACGCUAUCGCCUUGGUCGGAUCUCCGCUGGUGGACAUCGAGACUGACAAGGAGCAAGAUGGCGCGCCUGAGGAGGACGUGGUGAAGACGCCAGCAGUGUCACAUGAGCACACGCACCAGCAGAUUAAAGGCCACAAGAACCAGGCUACACCUGCUGUGCGGCGCCUUGCCAUGGAAAACAAUAUUAAGCUGAGCGAGGUGGUGGGGACAGGAAAGGAUGGACGCAUCCUCAAGGAGGACAUCCUGAACUUUUUGGCUAAGCAGACAGGAGCCAUACUCCCCUACGAUGAAGUGAAGCAGCCAGCGCCUCCAGUGGCUUCGCCCACGCUAAAGAAACCAGCCCAGAGCCCCCCGCCUGCUGUCCAGAGGCCCGUCUUCACAGGGAAAGACCGCACCGAGCCCCUCAACGGCUUCCAGAAGGCCAUGGUGAAGACCAUGACUGCUGCACUGAAGAUCCCACACUUUGGUUACUGCGAUGAAGUGGAUCUGACCGAGUUGGUGCGCUUGCGCUCAGAACUGAAAGGACUUGCUGAAUCUCGGGGAGUCAAACUCAGCUACAUGCCCUUCUUUAUCAAGGCUGCUUCACUUGGCCUUCUGCAGUUCCCCAUUCUCAAUGCUUCUGUCGAUGAAGACUGCCAGAACAUCAUCUACAAGGGGUCUCAUAACAUUGGCCUGGCCAUGGACACCCCUCAGGGCCUCUUGGUGCCUAAUGUGAAGGGCGUGCAGGCUCUGAGUGUGUUUGAUAUCGCAGUGGAGCUGAACCGCCUUCAGGCUCUGGGCUCAGCAGGAGAGCUGGGCACGGCCGACCUAACGGGGGGAACCUUCACGCUCUCCAACAUCGGCUCGAUCGGAGGCACCUACACCAAGCCGGUGAUUCUGCCCCCGGAGGUGGCCAUCGGGGCUUUGGGGAAGAUCCAGGUGCUGCCCAGGUUUAACUCCCGUGACGAGAUGGUCAAGGCUCAUAUCAUGAGCAUCAGCUGGUCAGCUGACCACCGGGUCAUCGACGGGGCCACGAUGUGCCGCUUCUCUAACCUGUGGCGCUCUUACCUGGAGCAUCCGUCCUCCAUGGUCCUGGACCUCAAAUGAGAGCCGCUUCCGAGGACGCCGGCCGGAAGCGCCCGCUUCACUCAGUACUUAGGCGCUUCUUCGCUCAGUAGGGUCACUACAUUUGUGUUGUUUUGUCUCUCUCGCUGCUAGCAGGGACUCUGUGCCUUUGUCGUAAUGCCUUUAUCAUGUGAAAUUGUCACCUAGAAGAAGAAAACAAAGAAGCCUUUUCCGCAGUCACCUUCUCUUACGUUAACCAUAUUCACGUUGUUUUUCAAUACCGUGAACAUCAAGUUCCAGACUGUGACAGACUGUCAUCUAUGAUAAGACACAAUCACAUCACGUAGCUAAAAACAGCAGUAGAAGCCACCUGGAAGCCUGAACAGUCUGUGUCUGUGUCUGUGGUAGAUAACAGUGUGUCAUACGUCUGUUUGUGAUUACUGAAAUGAGUUUCUUCAAGACUUCCUUCAGUCCUCGAGAUGUAAAAGGAGUCAUUCAGACUGGUUUGGUUGUUCAUCAUAGAGCAGCUUAGACUUCUUCACAGUGGUGGUGAUUUAUUUGCUAUCCAAACAACCAGUGAAGCUACACGUCUCCUGAGUUUGUACAUGUAAUGUUAAUAACAGUUAAACAGUGGGAACUGUUUUGCCUUAAAAAUGCCCUGCAUGUGUCUUUACACCAUGUGUACCCUCUUAAAAAGGAUGGUUCUUCAAGGGUUCCUAUCUUUACUGAAGAACCAUGAACACUCGUAUAACCCUUUUGCAGGAUUAAAGGGUUUUUCGCAUCGUGA
This is a messenger RNA of Pygocentrus nattereri (red-bellied piranha), 2259 nucleotides long. Its product is annotated as lipoamide acyltransferase component of branched-chain alpha-keto acid dehydrogenase complex, mitochondrial-like. NCBI's taxonomy places the organism in Eukaryota, Metazoa, Chordata, Actinopteri, Characiformes, Serrasalmidae. The record is from RefSeq and is a predicted model, not a curated record. Gene Ontology annotation, cellular component: cytoplasm; mitochondrion. The coding region runs from base 63 to 1514 and encodes 483 amino acids. Gene Ontology annotation, molecular function: lipoic acid binding; acetyltransferase activity. The transcript is spliced from 11 exons.